AUGGCCAAGAUUAACUUAAUGAGGCAACUCAUUCUGGCCCUAAUGAUUUACAGUGCGGCCACCGCCAAGGAGCACCUGCGGAUUCGCAGAUUAGCAGCGGCGGAAUCGGCCACAGAAGCCCUACCCAAUGCCAGCCAGGUAAUUGCUUCCGAAGAAGGCAGCGAUGCCCAAACCGAGGUGCCAAGUCUAGAGGAGACAAAGGCCGUCGAAAUAAAUAAUAAAACCGAGCCUGUGGCCAAAAGUCCAGUGCCGGCGGAAAAUGUGGAGACUCGUAACUCGGCAUAUGAUUUACCGGCCAAUUCGGAUCAGUCCAGCAGCGCCCAGGGUUCCGAGGAGGAUAGUAUCUACUACGACAAUGCCCCCGUGGAGUGCCAGCCCGAACUGGUGGGAUUCGAGAUUGUAACAGGCUAUGUAUUCUCUGCUCCCGAAAAACUGAUGGAUUCACAGCCGGGUACACUGAUGCUCACCGAUUGCCUGGACACCUGUCGGAAGAACAAAACCUGCCAGUCAGUGAACUACGAGACCGGGCUCUGCGUGCUCUUCUCCGCCCAUGCCGAUCAAUUACCGGGCGCCCUAACAAAGUCGCAGUUCCCCGUGUUCACAAUCUAUGCCCAAAAAUCAUGCCUCUCGGUGAAGCCCUGCUCCCGGGCCUGGUACGUCGAUCGUGUGCAAAAUUACAAGCUCAAGACGGAAGUUAAGCGUACCGUGUCGCUGGCGUCCAGACGCGAGUGCUUUGAACUUUGCCUGAGCGAAACAGAAUUCACAUGCAGAUCGGCCAAUUAUGAUCGCUCCUCUGGCGCCUGUGAGCUAAGCGAGUUGGAUCGCCUUACCCUGGCCGGGUCACAGGCUUUCCAGAUCAGCGAGGGUACCGAUUACCUCGAGAAUCACUGUGUCGAUGAACCAAACAAGUUGUGCGAAUUCAAACGUCUGCCGGGUCGCAUUCUAAAGACAGUGGACUCGGUUUAUCAGGAGGUCAGCAGCAUUGACGAAUGCCGGGAACUGUGUCUCAAUUCACCUUAUAGGUGCCACUCCUAUGAUUACAACGAUACUGGAGACAUGGUUUGCCGUCUCUCGCAUCACAGUAGAGCCACCUUGGCCGAUGUUCAGGAGCCUUUCCUGGAGGUGCCAGAGGCCUCGACCUAUGAGCUCACCUCCUGCUACAAUGUUACCAUUGAGUGUGGCGGUGGCGACAUGCUGGCCCGCAUUCGCACCUCCAAGCUCUUCAACGGCAAGGUGUACGCCAAGGGUUCGCCCAAGUCCUGCUCGGUGGAUGUGAAGAGCGCCUUGGACUUUGAGCUGCGGAUGAACUAUCACGAUCUGGAGUGCAAUGUGCGACAGAGCACGGCGGGUCGCUAUGUUAACGACAUCAUUAUCCAGCACCACGACAUGAUUGUGACGUCCUCUGACUUAGGAUUGGCUCUGGCCUGUCAGUACGAUCUGACCAACAAGUCGGUCAGCAAUGGCGUUGACCUGGAUGUGCGCGGUGACAUUAUGCCGGCUCUGUCCGAGGAGGUCAUUGUGGAGUCACCGAAUGUAAUCAUGCGCAUUACAUCGCGUGAUGGCUCCGAUAUGAUGCGUUCCGCCGAGGUGGGCGAUCCGCUGGCCCUGAAGUUCGAGAUUGUUGACGAGCAGAGUCCGUAUGAGAUCUUCAUUCGGGAGCUGGUGGCCAUGGACGGUGUGGAUAACUCGGAGAUUACGUUGAUUGACUCAAAUGGCUGCCCCACUGAUCACUUCAUCAUGGGACCAAUCUACAAGGGUUCAAUUUCCGGCAAAAUGCUGCUCUCCAACUUCGAUGCCUUUAAGUUCCCCUCGAGCGAGGUGGUCCAGUUCCGAGCUUUGGUCACGCCGUGCAUGCCCAGCUGUGAGCCGGUGCAGUGCGAACAGGAGGAUACUAGUGGAGAGUUCAGGUCCUUGUUGUCCUAUGGCCGCAAGCGCAGAUCGCUGAAUACAACUGAUGAUCAUCCCAGACCACGACGGGAUAUUGAGGCAACCAAGUCCAAGUCCACACCCAGCGACAUGCUGCUGGUGCAGUCCAUUCAGAUAACGGAUAAGUUUGGCUUUAAGCAGGAUAAACAGGAGAGCGGGGAUUAUUAUGAUGGCAAUGAAACCACCUUUACGGCCAACGAAGAGGGUCAUGGAUUCUGCGUUAACGCCAUUGGUCUUAUUACCGCUGCCACCAUUUUCUUGCUAACCCAGUUGGCCGUGAUCGCCAUUUGGACGUACUGCUAUCAACGCCGCCAGAAACUGCAGCCGUAUCAGCAUUCAUACUAAGAGCACAGAUUCGAACCGAAUGCAAUAUUCAUAUAACUUACAGCAUUAACGUCUAAGCUUCAAAAGGUGCAAUCAAUAUUUACGAAAAGUUAUGCUAAUUAAUAACGAAUACCCGUCGU
Messenger RNA from Drosophila serrata, 2390 nucleotides. RefSeq names its product ZP and PAN domain-containing protein neyo (gene neo). Lineage: Eukaryota; Metazoa; Arthropoda; Insecta; Diptera; Drosophilidae. Gene Ontology annotation, biological process: anatomical structure morphogenesis. The record is from RefSeq and is a predicted model, not a curated record.